Parathielavia appendiculata is the source of this 777-nucleotide messenger RNA. RefSeq names its product GINS complex, PSF2 component. The coding region runs from base 1 to 777 and encodes 258 amino acids. The record is from RefSeq and is a predicted model, not a curated record. Gene Ontology annotation, cellular component: nucleus; GINS complex. Lineage: Eukaryota; Fungi; Ascomycota; Sordariomycetes; Sordariales; Chaetomiaceae. Gene Ontology annotation, biological process: DNA replication; double-strand break repair via break-induced replication. The transcript is spliced from 2 exons.
AUGGCGCUCCCGCUGCCUCCAGGCCUGACGCAUGCCGAAGUCGCGUUCCUAGCCGAGAUGGAACUCGUCACCGUCGUCCCGCGCCAGCGGCUAGAAAGCAUCAACCUGCUCGGCGGCAAAACCCCUCCUCUCCGCCCACCACACAGAGCCGACCUCCCGCUCUGGUUCGCACUCCUCCUCAAAAAGCAACGCCGCGCCAACAUCAUCCCGCCACCCUGGCUGCACCCGUCCUCCCUCGCCGAAAUAAUUCACCAUGAAACCAAAGUCGCCCCCGAGUCCUUCUCCGACCCGCCCCCGGCCCCAUCACGAGCCGACCCGGCCAACCCAGGCCUCAUCGCCCGCCGACCAGCAGCCAGACCACAACAACAACUUUCCCCGCCCUUCAUCCCCUCAUGCACCGCCGCCUCUCCGGCAGGCUACCUCCCCUACCACUGGCAGGAACUCGCCGAGGCGCUGCUCGCGCACGCGGGUGACGACGUGGCGGCCGCGUUCGGCGGGGGGCUCGCCGCCUCGGGCGAGGUGCGCGGCCUGCUGCGGGACUUGGUCGAGGUGCGCGCCGCCAAAAUGCGCAGCAGCACCGCCGACCCGGACGGGUUCGGCGGCGGGCUGAUGAGCCUGCGCGGCGUGGGCGCCAUGGAGUUGGCGGAGAAUAGGGGGUUUGUGUUGGGCGUGGUGGACGGCGUGAGAAAGAUCGGGGCGAGCGUGGAGGCGGCCAGGCGGGAGGAGGAGGAGCGGGGAGAGGAGGAGAUGGGGAGUGAUGAGGAAAUGGGAUUUUGA